This is a messenger RNA of Carassius carassius (crucian carp), 780 nucleotides long. RefSeq lists its product as uncharacterized. The record is from RefSeq and is a predicted model, not a curated record. Lineage: Eukaryota; Metazoa; Chordata; Actinopteri; Cypriniformes; Cyprinidae. Gene Ontology annotation, molecular function: nucleic acid binding. The coding region runs from base 115 to 780 and encodes 221 amino acids. The transcript is spliced from 2 exons.
AAUUCCAUCAGGCUAAGAGAGAUCCAAAGUGCAAUCAUAAAUGACAAUAAUGUCUUUGCAAAUAUAAAUUCUGUCAGCAUUUCCACCAUAGACAGAGUUUUAAAAAGACAUCAGAUGACUAUGAAACAGCUCUAUAAGGUGCCAUUUGAGAGGAACAGUGAAAGAGUCAAGGCUUUGCGGUACCAGUAUGUCCAGAGAAUCAUGGAGUUAGAAGUACAUGAAACGACCCACAUUCUUGUUUUUGUGGACGAGGCUGGGUUUAAUCUGUCCAAAGGCCGGAGACGUGGUCGCAAUCUCAUUGGACACCGAGCCACAAUUGACACACCAGGCCAACGUGGGGCCAAUAUUACAAUGUGUGCUGCCAUUUCAGAGAACUGUGUGAGCACACAUAUUCCACACAUUGUGCCCUAUAAUACCCAACUUCUCCUGGCCUUCCUAAAUGCACUUUACAGAGACCUGAUUCCAGAACAAGAAAGAGGUUUAGUUAGACCACAUUUGCCUAAUUCUGUUGUUGUCUGGGAUAAUGUCAGCUUCCACCGAACCAACAGUGUUAGGGACUGGUUUGCUGCACAUGAAAGGAUAACAGUGGAAUUCCUUCCACCAUACUCUCCAUUCCUAAAUCCAAUAGAAGAGUUUUUUUCAGCAUGGAGGUGGAAAGUGUAUGAUCAUAGACCACAAAAUCAGAUGUCUUUGUUGGAUGCCAUGAAUGCUGCAUGUGAGGACAUCACAGCUGACCAUUGCAGGGGAUGGGUGCGGCAUUCAAGGAGAUUUUUUCCAUGA